Molecule: messenger RNA, 2553 nt
Organism: Tremella mesenterica DSM 1558
Lineage: Eukaryota; Fungi; Basidiomycota; Tremellomycetes; Tremellales; Tremellaceae
Exons: 6
Coding region: 1-2553 (850 amino acids)
Biological process (GO): RNA polymerase II preinitiation complex assembly; DNA-templated transcription initiation
Cellular component (GO): transcription factor TFIID complex; SLIK (SAGA-like) complex; SAGA complex
Molecular function (GO): TBP-class protein binding; protein heterodimerization activity; DNA binding
Source: RefSeq, a predicted model, not a curated record
AUGUCCAAUCCUCAAAUGACCACCGAUGCUAUCCUUGCACGUUUCCCUCAAAUCUUGACAGAAGAAGAAAAACGAUUACCAGAUGAUAAAAAAUCACAAGUACUCAAAUCGAAAAUCGCCAUUUUCUUACGGAACCAACAAACCAAACAGGCUCAAGCUCAACAGCAACAGCAACAUGGGAUGCAAGCUCGUCCCCUUGGAGUCGGGGUCAGACCUGGACAGAGUCCUAGGAUUGGGAUGAUGCAGGGUGUUGCUAACCAGACCUUCCCCGCUCAGAUGGUUCCUCAAAGCCAACAAGGACAACAUCAACUCCAACAACAGAUUCAGAUGCAACAACAACAACAGCAGCAGCAACAGAUGAAUCAGAUGUCUGUCCCACAACGAAUGCCUUCCAUGAGUUCCGUCUCACCUCAACAUCCACCACAAUCCUCACCAGCAAAUAACGCACAAAUGUUAGGCAGAUCUCCGAACCCUAACAGCGUACCGAAUAGGGGUCCGACACCCGUUGGAGGUCGUCCUACCAUGGGAACGAUGGGAGCCGUACAAGCUUCUGCGUUAAUAGACAAAUUUCCACAGUUGUUACAUAUGCACCAAACUGGGAAUAUGCCUCCUGAUUUGGAAAAGGCUUUCCGCUCUCUCCUCGCCACUCCCGAAGGCAAAGCUCAACUUGAACGUCACCGAGCAGAACAAGCAAACCUCCUGGUUCAAAAUCAUCUCUCCAAUCCCAUCUCGCAGAUGCAACACCCUCACCCUGUUCAGACUCCACAAAAUGGCAUGGACGCCAAUCAAGCUGCGAUAGCUCAACAACACAUCGCCGUCCUUCAACAACAACAAAAGCAGCAACAAGCCCAACUUGCCAAUACCAAUCAAUUCGCACAUGUCCUCGGUAACAACUCUGCGUAUCAGAAUCUUCAUAACCCCCAAGUGGUCGCCCAAGUACAACAGCAACUCCAACUACGUCAACUACAAGCUAUGCAACGUGGGUCAGGACAAACACCACAGCAAGUGGCCACUCAAGCUGCCGCCUUGGCUCAUGCUCAAGCUCAAUCACGUUUAAUGCAACAGCAACAGCAACAGCAACAAGCCGUUCAGUCUCAGCAACAUUCUCAGGGGAUGAUGAUGGCUCAACAACAAAUGAUGGAUAGUCCUCAGCAAUUCGCAUCUCCACAUCCACCGAAUCAACAGGCUAUGCCGAAUCAACCUCAGCCACAAGGACAGAUGCAAACGCAGCAUCUUCCUACCCAGCAGACUCAGAUGGGAGGACAACCGCCAUUAUCUUUAAACCCUAAGAUGAGAGCUACAUUCCAGAAACUCAUGCAGGUACCUGAACAGCAGAGGGAAGGGUUGUUCGCUCAACGCCCCGAACUUCGAGCGAUGUAUCUGGCAUGGUUACAACAAGGUCAACAAUCCGCUCCGCAUAUGCAGCAACAUCUAAACACGAACAUUUCCACCCAAUCACCUCAUCUAGGCCCUUCCACACCUAAUGGCAAUCAACCUCGUCCUCCUGCAAAUUUCUCCAUUGCCAAUAACGUACCUAACAACCUCCACAUACCCAUAAAUAGACAACGCAACAUCAUUCAAAAUCAGGUACCUCAAUCAGCUUCUGAAUCUCCUCGUCCACCUCAACUCCCUACCGUCCCAUCUGCUCCCAACCCAAACGUGGUACAAGCUCAGGUCCAGGCCAUACAAAGGUUACAAUCAAUGCAAGGGCUUCAAGUCGAUCAAGCAAUACAAAAUGCCGUCAGACCUACGCCUCCGAUCGGAAUGUCAUCCAUGGCGGCGUUAUCUAGUCAAAUGAUUUCACCGAGUAUGUUCGUAGCUACCAUGUCUGCUCAAUCUCAAUCUCGUCCACCAAUGUCUCAAGUGAGAGAACCGAAUGAAAGUGGGAUAGUGACUGAUCAAACGGGAUCUUUACUAGCUCAAAAGUCGUGGGAACCUACGGAAGAGUAUGAUGCGAUGUUGAGGGAGAAGAUGAAUACGUUUAGAUCACCCAUGAGAAAUAAUGACAGGGGUUCCUUGGGUGGGAGAAUGGCGAGUAGUAGGUUGUUAGGGGACGUUGUGGUGGAGAAAAUACCGGAGGGUUUACAAGCGAUUUUGGAUGAGACUAUGAGUGUGGAAGGAGAUGAGGAGAAGGGGGAGAAGAAGAGGGGAGCGUUGGAAGGGAGUGGAUUACCAGGACAAAAGAAGAGAAAGGUUCAGGAAAUGGCAGAGAGUGUGGAUAGGGGUUUGUUGGUUGAAGGGGAUGUGGAAAUGUUGUUCCUUCAAUUAGCCGAUGAACAAGCCGACACACUAUGUCAAGUCAGUGUCGACCUCGCCUCCCAUCGGAAAUCCAGUACCAUUGAUAGAAAAGAUGUCCAACUUGCUUAUGAAAUGCUCUCCGGUCGGAUCAUCCCCGGUUUUUCAUCCGAUUCCAUACGUCUAGACCAAUCCCGUACUUCUCGUAUGCCCCCAAUCCCAUCACAUCGCGCAACUCGGAUAAAAUUAGUUGCUGACGCACGCGCGACAUGGAGGAAAGAAAGACAAGCUGAGAGAAAUGCGGCCGAAGUCACAUAA